AUGUCCGCAGAAUACAACGAGUAUAAAGUAUUAGAGGACAGUAAUAAAGUCAACCGUGCCGGGGUCAAAAAGGCGAAUCAAACGCAAGUUGGUCGGAAUUAUGCUCCUACUCAAGAUCAUGGACGAGCUAUAGAGGACGGAAUAUCAUAUGCGAUAGCGGGUCGGACUGUGUCCAACGCAACCUCACAAGCUCGCACAGGCUUCAAUCACAAAUACCCGCAAGCAUAUGAAGAACGAGGCGUACACACCCACAAAGAGGAGGUGGCAAAGGCCAAACAGAACGCAAAACGGUACAGGAAUGAUGAGACGAAGCUUGUUGCAUUGCACGGUAGAUGGCAGGUACAAAUGUCAUCUCAGUCACAAGUGUUCAUGGAAUGA
Messenger RNA from Talaromyces amestolkiae, 378 nucleotides. RefSeq lists its product as uncharacterized. NCBI's taxonomy places the organism in Eukaryota, Fungi, Ascomycota, Eurotiomycetes, Eurotiales, Trichocomaceae. The transcript is spliced from 2 exons. The record is from RefSeq and is a predicted model, not a curated record. The coding region runs from base 1 to 378 and encodes 125 amino acids.